This is a messenger RNA of Colletotrichum gloeosporioides, 1149 nucleotides long. RefSeq names its product AB hydrolase superfamily protein B1A11.02. The transcript has 3 exons. Bases 1 to 1149 code for a protein of 382 amino acids. Gene Ontology annotation, molecular function: hydrolase activity. Lineage: Eukaryota; Fungi; Ascomycota; Sordariomycetes; Glomerellales; Glomerellaceae. The record is from RefSeq and is a predicted model, not a curated record.
AUGGUCCAUCUCAAAUCCAAACCAGACUACACACCUCUCACCCCAUCCUUCCGGCCCCUCCCGAAGAACGGCCACCUCGCCAACCUCGAGCCCGAAUUCGCUCACGUCCUCAAAGCCGCAGACGCCGCCGUGGCGCCCUUCUGGAAGCCCGAGCUCUCGCUCCACGACUUCCGGCAGGCCUGGCUCAGCCCGCCUCCCGCGCCCAAGGGGACUCCGCAGGAGGGCGUUGACGUGCUUGCGGAGACGCGGAGGAUUCCCGUGCGCGAUGGCGCCGAGGUCGAGAUCAAGAUCUGGAGGAGCAAGAAUGCUGCUGCUGGGGCGGACGGGAAGGCGGUUCUGGGGAUGAGGUUUCACGGCGGCGGGUGGGUUGUCGGGGGCCAUAUGACGGAGGAGCCUGAGAACCUGAUGUUGGCGGGGUUGGGGAAUGUCGUUGUCGUGAGCGUGGACUACCGAACGGCUCCCGAGCACAAAUUCCCCAUCCCCCUGAACGACUGCCUCGACGCCACGAAAUGGGUACCCCCUCCCCAGUCCUCCAUUCCACUCACCAAGCCGGCAACUAACCAUCGCCAGUGCAAAUCCAAUGCCUCGACCCUCGGCAUCGACCCCGAAAAGAUCCUCCUCCUCGGCUCCAGCGGCGGCGCCAACAUCGCCAUCGUCACGGCCCUGCGCAUGCGCGCGGAGGGCGUCUCGGGGCUCCUCGGCCAGGUCCUCGCCUUCCCGGUGACCUGCCACCCGGCGCUCAUGCCCAGCGACAAGUACGAGCUCGCGAGCUACCAGCAGUGCCACGACGCCGCCAUCGUCGACGCGCGCAAGAUGGAGUUCUUCUGGGACGCGUACCUCCCCGGCCCGCCGGGGGGCGUCGAGCCGAGGGCGUGGCACUCGCCGUUGUUGGCGGCGGAGGGCGGUUUGAAGGGGCUUCCUCCUGUUUUGAUGCAGGUCGCGGGAGCUGAUCCGCUGCGCGACGAGGCCAUCGCGUUUGCGGAGCGCCUGCAGGAGGAGGGGGUGACGACGGAGCUGCACACGUACCAGGGCAUGCCGCAUUGUUUCUACAUGUUUGAGGGGCACCAGUCAACGACGGAGUAUUACAGCAGGGUCAUUGGCUUCGUCAAGAAGAUUGCGGGGGACGCGGCGACGCGGGCGAGGUUGUAG